AUGUAUAAAAUGGAGUAUUCUUACCUAAAUUCCUCUGCCUACGAGUCAUGUAUGGCCGGGAUGGACACGUCGAGCUUGGCAUCGGCCUAUGCGGACUUCAGCUCGUGCAGCCAGGCCAGUGGUUUCCAGUACAAUCCCAUCAGGACCACGUUCGGGGCCACCUCCGGCUGCCCGUCCCUCACGCCGGGGUCCUGCAGCCUGGGGACCCUGCGGGACCACCAGAGCAGCCCGUAUGCCGCAGUUCCAUACAAACUGUUCACGGACCACGGAGGACUGAACGAGAAGCGGAAGCAGAGGCGCAUCCGGACCACGUUCACCAGCGCCCAGCUGAAGGAGCUGGAGCGGGUGUUCGCGGAGACGCACUACCCGGACAUCUACACCCGAGAGGAGCUCGCACUCAAAAUCGACCUGACUGAAGCCAGAGUGCAGGUGUGGUUCCAGAACCGACGCGCCAAGUUCCGCAAGCAGGAGCGGGCAGCUGCAGCGGCCGCAGCUGCAGCCAAGAACAAUUCUGGGAAGAAGUCCGACCCCAGAGACGAAGACAGCAAAGACAACAAAUCCACCGACCCGGACAGCACAGGAGGCCCCGGCCCGAACCCGCUGCCCACCUCCAACUGCGGCGGACCGAGCCCCACCGGCGUGCAGGUCAACACCAACGGGAACGGCCAGGUGGACCAGGUGAAGACCUCCGUGUCCAGCGGCAUGGGGGUGACAGCACCGAGCCAAGGCUGGUCCACCACUCCGGGGACCAUCACCUCCAUCCCGGACUCACUGGGCGGUCCGUUCGCCAGCGUACUGUCGUCUUUGCAAAGACAGAACGGAGCCAAAGCGACAUUAGUAAAGACCGGCAUGUUCUAAUGAAGCUCUGUGGCGGAGGGAGGAGGAGAAAACACAGAGCGGAGAGAAAGAGAAGUUUCCUCCUUCUCCGGAGACUGAAAAAGCAAAUUGCUCGAGACUCAAACGGACAAUAAAACGCAGUUAAUUAAAACAGGAAACGAUGACAACUCCUGUUCUUUUGUUUUGUUGCCUUGCACCGUUCCUUGUGGUCAGUUUAAACACUUUCGCUGUAAAAAUAUCCAUCUUGGCAAGUCAUUUGUCUGUCUUGAAACAAGUUGGGUCGGUGGAUUGUUUUCCGGUCAUAUUUUAGGACUGAAUAUCUAAAGACAAUAAGAAAACAAGUUGUUGUGUUGAGAUGAUUCAUGCGAGAGACUCCAUCUAACGUAUUCCCCGUGUUUUUAAAGGAAAACAAACAACAUCAACACACACAGACAGACACAUGGCAGUGGCCCAUGAGCAAACACCCGACGUCUGAUCAGUCACAUCACAAGUCAAGAGUUCAACAGCUGCUUUGUUCGGCAGAGACGUUCAACAGGCUCCACGAGGACGAACCCACGAACCCUGACACGACAAAUCUCACACACUUUCUGUGGAAGAACGACCGCUGACUUUUACUUUUCUUUAAAUUAUCGAUAUAAACACAAUUAUUUCCUCGAGAGAAAAAAAAAGGCACAAACUACUGCAAUGUUCGCCCCCCUCAUGACAAGAACCCUGUAUGUUUUGUGUGUCUUUCUACGGCAGUGUUUUUGUGGCUCAAAUUGUAUAGUGUGAAUACGUAUUACUGUCUCCUAUAGUUGAACCAUAGGCCAUACUCCCUCGUAGAUCGAUCAUACAGAGUCUUUUGUGAUGUUUUACAAAGAUUUCCCUUGGAAGAAUUUAUUUUGGGUAUACAAAAAAAAAGGGGGAAUGGAUGCAAACAUUGUAUUUAUUUCUAUAUAAUUUGCAUGUUGUCUCUUUGUCUGAUUUUACAAUGAGUUCCCUCCCAUUUUGUGAGCAUUGUGUAACAUGUUUUGUCCCGGAUCUGAAAGUUAUUUAUAUGUAGGUAAUGAAUGCUUAUAUUUAAGAAGGAAAUAUUUCUACAUGUGC
Platichthys flesus (European flounder) is the source of this 1923-nucleotide messenger RNA. It is a transcript of the gene phox2bb, whose product is annotated as paired like homeobox 2Bb. Gene Ontology annotation, biological process: regulation of transcription by RNA polymerase II. Lineage: Eukaryota; Metazoa; Chordata; Actinopteri; Pleuronectiformes; Pleuronectidae. Bases 1 to 858 code for a protein of 285 amino acids. The record is from RefSeq and is a predicted model, not a curated record. The transcript has 3 exons. Gene Ontology annotation, molecular function: RNA polymerase II transcription regulatory region sequence-specific DNA binding; DNA-binding transcription factor activity, RNA polymerase II-specific.